CGAGAGCUGCGCAAGUGGCGUGUUGUUUACUCGCGUUGGAGUGUCGCUAAGCCUGUGGCCCUGAUUAGAUUUAGUUUGCCCAAAUCCCCGCACUCACACGCACAGGUAAAUUAAAAGGCAUUAUGGCAAGUGGAUUACUGGCUGGCAAGGUGGCAUUCGUGACAGGCGCCGGCUCUGGCAUUGGCCGUGCCACCUGUCGCAUACUGGCACGUGAUGGCGCCAAGGUCAUUGCCGCGGAUCGCAAUCUGCAGGCAGCGCAAGAGACGGCCGAGGCGCUGGGCGCCGACCGUGCGGCCGCGCUCGAGGUGGACGUCUCGUCGGCGCAGAGCGUGCAGAGUGCGGUAUCCGCCGCAGUGGCCCAGUUCAAGCAGGCGCCCAGCAUCGUGGUCAACUCGGCGGGCAUCACGCGCGACGGCUAUAUGCUGAAAAUGCCGGAGCACGACUACGACGACGUUUACAGCGUGAAUCUGAAGGGCACGUUCCUGGUGACGCAACAGUUCGCCAAGGCGAUGAUCGAGCAGCGGCUGAGCGACUGCAGCAUUGUCAAUCUGUCCAGCAUUGUGGCGCGUCUGAACAAUGUGGGCCAGGCAAACUAUGCAGCCACCAAGGCGGGCGUCAUCUCCUUCACGGAGGUGGCCUCCAAGGAGUUUGGCAAGUUCGGCAUACGCGUCAAUUGCAUACUGCCCGGCUACAUAGACACGCCGAUGGUGGCGGUGGUGCCGGACAAGAUCAAGCAGCAGGUGGUGCAGCGCUGUCCCCUGGGUCGCCUCGGCCAGCCCGACGAAAUCGCCGAGGUAAUUGCCUUCCUAGCCUCCCAGAAGUCCGCCUAUGUGAAUGGCGCCGCCAUCGAGGUCACUGGCGGCCUCAAAUGAAUCAAUUAACAGACACAGAAACAAGCAGCUCGGAUCGAUAAUCGCGCCGAUUGCGUUGCCAUUUGCAUUUAUUUGUUGUAGUUCUAUUAU
Messenger RNA from Drosophila hydei, 962 nucleotides. Its product is annotated as estradiol 17-beta-dehydrogenase 8. Lineage: Eukaryota; Metazoa; Arthropoda; Insecta; Diptera; Drosophilidae. The record is from RefSeq and is a predicted model, not a curated record. Gene Ontology annotation, molecular function: oxidoreductase activity, acting on the CH-OH group of donors, NAD or NADP as acceptor. The coding region runs from base 123 to 872 and encodes 249 amino acids. The transcript is spliced from 2 exons.